This is a messenger RNA of Chrysochloris asiatica (Cape golden mole), 1023 nucleotides long. RefSeq names its product homeobox D13 (gene HOXD13). Gene Ontology annotation, biological process: regulation of transcription by RNA polymerase II. Gene Ontology annotation, molecular function: RNA polymerase II cis-regulatory region sequence-specific DNA binding; DNA-binding transcription factor activity, RNA polymerase II-specific. The record is from RefSeq and is a predicted model, not a curated record. The transcript is spliced from 2 exons. Bases 1 to 1023 code for a protein of 340 amino acids. NCBI's taxonomy places the organism in Eukaryota, Metazoa, Chordata, Mammalia, Afrosoricida, Chrysochloridae.
AUGAGCCGCGCCGGGAGUUGGGACAUGGACGGGCUUCGGGCGGACACCGGAGCCACCGGGGCCGCCCCGGCCUCCUCCUCCUCCUCAGUGGCGGCGGCGCCCGGACAGUGCCGCAGUUUCCUCUCCGCGCCUGUUUUCGCCGGGGCGCACUCGGGUCGGGCGGCGGCGGCAGCAGCAGCGGCGGCAGCAGCAGCGGCAGCAGCGGCCUCGGGCUUCACCUAUCCCGGGGCCUCUGAGCGCGCGGGCUCCACCUCGUCGUCAUCUUCGACUGUGACCGCGGCUCGCCCGGAGGCUCCUCCGGUCAAAGAGUGUCCGGCUCCCGCGGUCACCGCUGCCGCUGCAGCGCCCCCGGGAACCCCAGCACUGGGCUACGGCUACCACUUCGGCAACGGCUACUAUAGCUGCCGCAUGUCACACGGCAUGGGCUUACAGCAGAAUGCUCUCAAAUCGUCGCCGCACGCCUCUCUGGGAGGUUUCCCAGUGGAGAAGUACAUGGACGUGUCCGGCCUGGCCAGUGGCAGCGUUCCGGCCAACGAAGUGCCCGCGCGCGCCAAGGAGGUGUCCUUCUACCAGGGCUAUACAAGCCCCUACCAGCAUGUGCCUGGCUACAUCGACAUGGUGUCCACCUUCGGAUCCGGGGAGCCUCGACAUGAAGCGUACAUCUCCAUGGAGGGCUACCAGUCCUGGACGCUGGCCAACGGGUGGAACAGCCAGGUGUACUGUGCCAAGGACCAGCCACAGGGCUCCCACUUUUGGAAAUCAUCCUUUCCAGGGGAUGUGGCUCUAAAUCAGCCAGACAUGUGUGUCUACCGCAGGGGAAGGAAAAAGAGGGUGCCGUACACCAAACUGCAGCUCAAAGAACUGGAGAACGAGUACGCCAUUAACAAGUUCAUUAACAAGGACAAGAGGCGGCGAAUCUCGGCUGCCACGAACCUAUCUGAGAGACAAGUGACCAUUUGGUUUCAGAACCGAAGAGUGAAGGACAAGAAAAUCGUCUCCAAACUCAAAGACACUGUCUCCUGA